Cyphellophora attinorum is the source of this 1743-nucleotide messenger RNA. RefSeq names its product putative lysosomal cobalamin transporter. Gene Ontology annotation, biological process: protein localization to vacuole. The transcript has a single exon. The coding region runs from base 1 to 1743 and encodes 580 amino acids. NCBI's taxonomy places the organism in Eukaryota, Fungi, Ascomycota, Eurotiomycetes, Chaetothyriales, Cyphellophoraceae. The record is from RefSeq and is a predicted model, not a curated record. Gene Ontology annotation, cellular component: vacuolar membrane.
AUGGCCACGCAAGGCUAUAUCCAGGUCACAUUGAUCUGGGUGGUGUAUGCCAUUGCCGUUGCCCUUCUACUGGCAAUCGCCUCACUCUUCGUCUACCUCUACCAGACACAUCGAGACCGAUCAGCUGGGGUCACGACCGUCUGCAUCUUUACCAUUACCUGCCUUCUGGCGACGGUCCUACUACUGCCAGUCGACGUGGCUCUGGUUUCGUCGACGACGAGCUCGAAGAAUGGAUUACGCAAGGACUGGGCUACACAGGACAAGGUUGAUCAGAUCACCUACACCCUUGAGAUUGUGUACUACCUUUUGUACUCUCUUGACGCUGUUCUGUGCUUGUUGGUGGUUCCUUUCACUUACUUUUGGUACGAGGAGUACGACGAGGUCGCUGCGGAGGAGGGAUCUCAGACACUCGGAUCCCGCUUCUGGGGCGCUUUCAAGUACACUGCAGUGUUUGUCUUCUUAUGCGUGGCACUUUUCCUGGUCGGCUUCUUCAUUCCGGUUGCAAAGCACAGAGAGGGCGCCCACUUCGACCUGGAUUUCUUCAAACGUCUACUGGCUGAGAACCAUGGCGAGCGAGCUUUGACCUUCGCGCUGGGUCUGCUCAUCACUAUCGGCGUCUUGAUCUAUUGCUUCUACACAGCGGCCGGCUUGGCUCUACUUCCGCUGACUCUGAUCAAAUCGGCACCAAGUAUUUCUGCUCCGGCGCUGAACGAAUCUACAACGGCACAACUUGAGAGCAACCUUGAGCGACAGAGGCAACUUGAGGGCCGUGCUCAGGGCUCUAAUGGCCUGUCUGCCAAGGACCAGCGUGAGCUUGAUGCGCUAGUCCGUGAAGAACGAACCUUGAGGCGUCAUCAGCGAAUGGCGGAAGAGAACACCGGUGAAGGGCAGAAUUUCUUCUGGAAGAUCUGGCUCAAGCUCGGAGCUAUCCUCCGCCCUAUCAAGCUUAUUCUAGGACUCUUGCUUGUCAUCAUCGUCUUGUUGAUCUUCGCCAGCAUGCUCAUCACCGGCGUGGACAAAGCUAAGAACUCUGUGUGUUCCAAGCAUUGUGGCUACCUAUUGGGCCACAUCAACAUCUUCCAGCCGACAAACUGGGUGCUGGUCAAGACUGCCAAGGUCUUCCCGAUCGACUAUGUCAUCUUCAUGUUCAUCACGCUAUUGUUCUUCAGCGCAAGUGUCGUUGGCAUUGCCACGAUCGGUAUCCGACUGCUGUGGAUCACAAUAUUCCGCAUUCGAAAAGCCCAUACUUCACCACAGGCACUGUUGAUUGCCACUGUAAUGCUUACGUUGAUGACAUUGGGCAGUAACUACGCCAUUGCCAUGCUUGUUGCACCACAGUAUGCUACAUUUGGUCCGCAGACCUUCUGUGAUCACCCACUCAGACACCCCGGCGAGCAGCCUGAUUGCACAAACCACAGACAACACAUUAUACCGUGCACGGAGUCUACCGACAAUCCAUCGGCCAAGAAUGUUUGCACACCAUCGGUGGCCUCGACUUUCCUGAACCGAGUCACGGUGAACUUCCCGUUCUUCGGCGUGAUCGACUUCUGGGCUCAAUUUGCCUUCUUGGGCAUUUUCCUCCUUGCCUUCGUCUUGUUGUUGUUCAGAACACCGAAGUUGUCCGACCCCGACGCCGACGAAGACGCAAUCGAGGAGGAGGAAGAAGGACUACUAGCCAGUACGGGCAGGCGAUUUGGCGCUACCUGGCAGGAUAUCACCGGCCGCGUGAGUCAUGACAGAUAG